AUGUUAAUAUUAAUUGUUGUUGCAUUUUGUGUUCUAACUAUGCCAAGUGCAGUAGUUCAUUUGAUUAAAGUAUCUUAUUCAAAUAUUAAUAAAACAUCUAUACGUUUAAAUUUAGCUAUAGCAGGAAAUUUUGUUAAUUUAAGUUUAGCUAUUAAUUCAACAUUGAAUUUUUUUUUCUAUUCAUGGUUAAGUCGACGUUUUCGUAAAACAUUUCAUAGUCUUAUAAAGUGUAAAUAA
Molecule: messenger RNA, 237 nt
Organism: Heterobilharzia americana
Lineage: Eukaryota; Metazoa; Platyhelminthes; Trematoda; Strigeidida; Schistosomatidae
Source: the annotation of a GenBank genome assembly